Molecule: messenger RNA, 2169 nt
Organism: Dracunculus medinensis (Guinea worm)
Lineage: Eukaryota; Metazoa; Nematoda; Chromadorea; Rhabditida; Dracunculidae
Source: the annotation of a GenBank genome assembly
AUGCAACGAACGAGCGACGAGCUUGUUAUAGACGAAUCUAAACCAAUUUAUCGAAAUAACGAAAUAAUACGAUUAAAAGAGAUUGGCGACGAACAAAUAGCGGCAACUCGUAGUGUUUGGUUAAGCGAAAAAUCAUCUGAUUGUUGCGUGGAAAAAUCGUCUUACGGCGACAACGACGACAACGACGACAACGACGACGACGAUAACGUCGACAACGACGACAACAUCAACGUGCCAACUAAACGACUUACAAACAAUUGUAGUACAACGAAAGAGCGUCGUAUACAUGCAGUCAGCCCGAUGCAGUAUCAAAACGGCCGAUUCUUAAAUUAUGGCGUGGAUCAAGAAGCAGAUGCAAAACUUCAACAAAUGAUAAAUAAUUAUCAAGCACAAGUAUUGCAGCAACAACGAUCCACUUUCACUGAUCAUGAAAUUAUAAGAAGUUUUCCUGAACCACCGUCAUUAUCAGCUUCAAGUGUUCAACAAAAAAUGCCACCAAUGAGUCAUUCUCAACCAUGUCUUAUCAAUAUCACUGAACGCAAAAAAGAUAAAGUUGGUGAAUCUGCACCACCUAUGUAUACAUCAUUGGAGCAGAGCGAUAUUCGUGAAAAUUUAAGCCUGAAGUCUAAACUUUUAUCAACUCAAAAAUGUUUAAAAGCUUUACAAGACGAGAAUGCGAGUUUAAAACAACAAUGCGAAUUUCAUAAAAAAAAGACAAAUCGACUUCAACAGUUGGAAAGCGCUUAUGAAGCUAUUGAAAAAGAAUAUGAAAGUUUAACGAUGCAGAAUGAAAGACAAGAUAACUUAGAGAAAGCCAUGCGAGCAAAAAUGGAAAACCAAAUUUCUAGGCUUUCAACGGAAAAUGAUAUUUUGCGAGAAAGAGUUGAUGAAUUAACGCAAAGACUUCAAGUAGAUCCUCAAUCGGAUCAGUUAAAUAAACUCAAUUUAAUCCUCAACGAAAUGAUUCCACAAAAUAAAGAACUUUUGGCGUGUAAAGAACGACAAAAACGAGAUAUACAAGCGUUGGAAAUAACUCUUAAAGAACAAAGAAAUCAUAUACAAAUUUUAGAAAAAGCUUUAAGUAAUGCGCAAGAAAAAGUUUGGAAAAAAGAAAAGGAAGUUGAAGAAUUGAGUGGUAAUACUGAAAGAAUAUUAUCAUUACAACGAGCAGUUGAAAAAUCACUAAUGGAUAAGCAAAAACGUGAAGAGGAAUGGAGUCGUGAAAGAGCUCAAUUAGAGAUGGAAAAUGCACAAUUGAAGAUGCAAUUAGCUAAGGAAAGUAUGUCAGUUGGAGUUAAAAAAGGAGCGGGAGCAAGAAGUCCUGACAACGAAGAAGUUGUCGCAAAACUUAAAAAGACACUUCACACUAAAGAGGAUAAAAUAACGUCACUAGAAAAAAAUAUCAUAGAAUUGGAAGCAAAAUUCCAUGAAGAAAUGCAGCGGAAUAAAAUGGCCAUUUCAACACAAUCCGAUUCAUUAUCCGGAAAACUAAAAAAGAUGGAAGAAGAAAAGAGCGAAAAAGAUCGGAAAAUUGCUGAAUUGACUGAAGAAAAAGAAAAGCUUAUUGAAAAACUAGAAGAUGAACGAAAAAAUUCAGAUAACAGAAUCUCUUGCAUGGAACGAGAAAUCGAAAGAAUUCGAAAUGAACGCAGGCUACGAGAAGACAUGGCGCGUAUGGAACAAAUGCGCUUAAAAAUUGCUGAUAGGCGUUGCUUUACAACUGAUAGAACUAGAAAUCGAUUUAACAGUCAUGAUCGUACGUCAUCAGGAUCGAAAGCAUCAAUUUGCCAGAAUCAUGCAAGAGCGAAUUCGGCAUCUGCACUCCUACGAUCUGAUUUGCAAUUCCCAAUUGUCAACGCUAGUUCAUCGCUCAACGAAAGCCCUUUAGAUUUAUCAAGCAGCAGUUCCCUGUCUAAGAGUACUCUUCCUCAAAACGCACUAUGUAACAAUGACUCGAAUAAAAGCGAUUCAAUUCCCGAUGGGCUUUGCGAUGGAUCUCGUUGUUCGCGGCAGACACCAAUUCGAUCCCAUUACGAUAUAGAUUUUUCUGAUAGUGAAGGUAUUUUCUCGAGAUUUACUCGAUAUACUGGGCAUGUUGCAGCGCAUCGUAAUGGAAAGCGUACAAAAGAAAAUGCUUUAAAAUCUCAAGAAGAAGUUUGGGAUGUUUAG